AUGGCUGAAAAAGUAGAACCAGACUAUGAUGUUGAGAUGGGACAACCCGAGGAACAGAUUGACAGUAUGAGAAGACGAGUGACAAGAAAAAAAGGAAGAGGGCUUCGAGGAAUUACUCGUAGCAACGUGAGAGAAUAUGAAGCUUUUGAACAGGAAGGAGCAGCUGGUGCUCCUCAAAGGUCUGUGGAAGGCUGGAUUAUAUUUGUCACCAAUGUUCAUGAAGAAGCUCAAGAGGACGAUGUUUACGAACAGUUUGCACCUUAUGGCGAAAUCAAGAAUAUGUCACUAAACGUAGAUAGAAGGACCGGUUUCCUGAAGGGGUAUGCUUUGAUUGAGUAUGCUACUAAAAAAGAGGCUGCGGAAGCUAUUAAUGCUUGCAGUGGGUCUAAACUUCUAGGACAGGAGAUAAAUGUUAGCUGGUGUUUUGUCAAAGGAGGUGGUAAUUUCCGUGGGAAAAGGCGAAGAUGA
Molecule: messenger RNA, 468 nt
Organism: Enterobius vermicularis (human pinworm)
Lineage: Eukaryota; Metazoa; Nematoda; Chromadorea; Rhabditida; Oxyuridae
Source: the annotation of a GenBank genome assembly